This is a messenger RNA of Aspergillus aculeatus ATCC 16872, 1779 nucleotides long. Its product is annotated as thiamine pyrophosphate-binding protein. The record is from RefSeq and is a predicted model, not a curated record. NCBI's taxonomy places the organism in Eukaryota, Fungi, Ascomycota, Eurotiomycetes, Eurotiales, Aspergillaceae. Gene Ontology annotation, biological process: L-valine biosynthetic process. Gene Ontology annotation, cellular component: acetolactate synthase complex; mitochondrion. The transcript has 2 exons. The coding region runs from base 1 to 1779 and encodes 592 amino acids. Gene Ontology annotation, molecular function: magnesium ion binding; acetolactate synthase activity; flavin adenine dinucleotide binding.
AUGACUCGCAACGAAGAGACUCAGCUGACUGGCGGCGAGUAUAUCUGCGAGGAGCUCGCCCGCCGUGGGGUUGAACACGCAUUUGGUAUCACCGGCGGCGCCAUCAUCCCCGUCUUCGACCCCCUACACUCCCAUCCGCCCUUCACCUUUAUCCUGGCCCACCACGAGCAAGCCGCCGGUCACAUGGCCGAGGGGUACGCCCGCGCCUCGGGAAAACCAGGCGUAGUGAUGGUGACCUCCGGGCCGGGGACCUCCAACCUGGCCACCCCGCUGCUGGACGCGCUUCUCGACGGGGUGCCCCUCAUUGCCAUCUGCGGGCAGGUCGCCACGAGCGUCCAGGGCACGGACGCGUUUCAAGAGAUUGACAGCCUCGCACUGGCAAAUGCGUGCACGAAAUGGUGCGGGAUGCCGCGUAGUGCCCACGAGCUACCUGAGUAUAUUGCCCGAGCUUUCGAGGAAGCCACCGGUGGACGGCCGGGGCCGGUCUUGCUGGCUAUUCCCCAGGAUGUGGCCAAAGCGCAAUUCAAUCCUAGGGAGGUGCAGCCGAACGACAGCACUGACAAUCGGCGUUCUUUCCCGUUUCCUAAACAGCCAGAGGAGGGGACUCUAGACAAAGUCGCAAACUUGAUCAACAAGGCUAGCAAACCAGUCAUCAUCGCAGGUCACGGACUCCUAACCUCCCACCGGGGCCCGGAGCUACUCAGACAACUGAUAGAGAAAACUCCCAUUCCCGUUACAACCACCUUCCUAGGUCUCGGCGCCUUUGACGAACUCCACCACGUGGCACUAGGCAUGCUGGGCACGUACGGCACCGUACCCGCCAAUCUAGCGGUGCAGAAUGCCGACCUCAUCCUUGCCCUGGGGGCACGACUCGACGAGCGGGCCGUCGGAAAUGCCGACGGGUUUGCGCCUGCUGCGCGGGACGCCGCGACCAGAGGAACAGGCGGGAUCGUGCAUUUCGAUAUCUGUCCCGAGCAGAUCGGGAAGGUUGUGGGUCCAACUGUCUCGGUGGUGGGGGACUUGGGGACGACGUUACCUUCACUCCUGGAGAAGAUCACGCCGGCGGAAGCAGAGGUGAGAGGUAAGUGGUUCACCACAGUGGAGAGAUGGAAGCAGCGUUUUCCGCUGGACUUUCAGCCUCUCACGCCCGGGGCAAAUCCGAAGCUGCUGCCACAGGAGGUGAUUGCGCAGUUGGAGGCAUGCACCCGCCACCGCAAGGAGGAGAUGCUGCUCACGACCGGGGUCGGGCAGCAUCAGAUGUGGACGGCGCGGUACUUUCGUUCCCGCGUGCCCAACGCGGUGAUCGGUUCGGGGGGUCUGGGGACGAUGGGCUUUGGGUUGCCGGCCGCCGUUGGGGUGAAGCUGGCGCGGCCGGAGUGCACGGUGGUCGACGUGGACGGGGAUGCGUCGUUUUGUAUGACUCUGCAGGGCAUUCUGACGGCCGUGCAGCAUGGGGCGGAGGUGAAGGUGUUGCUGCUCCGGAAUGAGGAGCAGGGGAUGGUGCAGGAGGUGCAGCGGGGGAUGUUUGGCCGGGUCACGCAGGUCGACCAGCGCAAUCCGGAUUUCGUGCGGUUGGUAGAGAGUAUGGGGGCGAGCGCGAGACGCUGUGAGGGCCGUCAGGAGUUGUGGGAUGGGAUGGACUGGUUGCUGAGGGAGAAGGGCGUGGCGUUGCUGGAGGUCGUAGUGCAGGGGAGGAUGCCCAUGGUACCCAAGGUGGCAGGCGGGAAGGCGUUGGAUGGGAUUUUAGAUGGGUUGAAGAAGAAGGCGGAUGGGAACUAG